Messenger RNA from Exophiala mesophila, 5295 nucleotides. RefSeq lists its product as uncharacterized. Gene Ontology annotation, cellular component: chromosome; RecQ family helicase-topoisomerase III complex; cytoplasm. The coding region runs from base 100 to 4926 and encodes 1608 amino acids. The transcript has a single exon. The record is from RefSeq and is a predicted model, not a curated record. Gene Ontology annotation, biological process: double-strand break repair via homologous recombination; DNA replication. Lineage: Eukaryota; Fungi; Ascomycota; Eurotiomycetes; Chaetothyriales; Herpotrichiellaceae. Gene Ontology annotation, molecular function: ATP binding; four-way junction helicase activity; 3'-5' DNA helicase activity.
GCACAUCAAUCUCAUCUUGGGCACCACCACUCGAGUCUCUAGAGCAGUGCAGAAGCUGUAUGAACUGAGCAACGCAAGUCCCUACGAUGAUACGACCUCAUGACCAAGCAUAACCUUCAGCAUUCCCUUGCUUGGCUUUUGCGUACUCGUCAUUCGUUUGAUCACUUGGACCAUGUCACCUCUAUCGUGUCUGGAUUGACACCAGAAGAUGCUACCUCAAGUCCCGACGAGGAAAUGGCCAGACUACAAUUAGCACCACAGAUACAACCACGACCCAAGUUGACAACAACUACACCUCGCAAUAACGUCCUGCCAACUCCCGAUCCCUCAAGAGCCUCCGACGAUCGUGGAUCAAUCCUGCUAUCCACGAAAGCCCGGAAAGUCGAAACCCCAUCGCAAUCCCGAACCCUGCCGCGCCCGCGCCGCACUCCACAAAUCAGCGAUGCGAAAUGGGACGGCUCCGAAAGUAUUCUUGACAUCGACGAGAUCGACCUUACUGGAGACGAUGUAACUACUUCUUCUCUGGGGGAAUUUGGAGAUCCAGUCCAACUAUGGGAGGAGGAUGCCGCAAAACGUUCAGGGCCGAUACACAGCAAAAAGAGUAAGAAGAGAAAGAGCGACGAGUAUCAUGCGGACCUCAGUUCCCCUAUGUCUGCCCCCAGCAAGGCUAAGCGGAGGCAACAUUCGGCAAGCGUCAAUUGUACUACACCGCCGGCUUUGCAUAAUCUAGACAGUCGACCGCCUACUGAUGCUCUUCCCGAGACAGUCUUUGAAGAGUGUUCUGACAACGCCAUGAACUCAGAUCUCGAAGCUCUUCACGAAGCCGAGGUUCUCUUCGAACCCCCAAAGCGACAGGGUAGUCAAGGGUUCGACGACGUGCGACGCCAAGUCACCAGUCAACCAAGGUCACCGAAUAAGAUGGUCGGUCCUGACAACCACGGCCGUUUCAAUGUGACGACAAAGUCACCCGUUCGACUGGAACGGUGGCCUUCGAUCUCGGAAACGCCCUUAAAAACACGAAACGAGCGUUCUCCGUCGCACACCUCAACUCGACUUUACACAAAACUUGAAGCUUCGUCACCAUCGAAACUCUGCUCCCAGCCGCAGAAGGACUCGAGGCCAGGAAACCUUGAUCGUGUCGCAGCCUCUCCACUCAAAAGAACUUCUGGUCUCACCGGAGUCAGUGACAGCCUCACAACGGAGCAGAAACAUAUUGUCAACCGCUUUAUCGCAGAUGGACUCGACCAAUGCCAGGGACUGUUGGAACGUCUGGAGAAGUCGAAGAAAGACAUCCAGAAGAGAAUUGGCGACGAAGUCUGUGCCCAUGGUGCAUAUUCGGAUCACCUACCGCAGAUGCUAGUUUCAAUUGAGCAGAAGCUUGUCUCAGUUAGACAGCUGGUCGAUGAGCACACCGCCAUGUCUCAUCUACUCCAGCAGAGAAAGCAAUUGACCAAGAAACGGGAGGAUCUUGAGGAAUCGGGUUAUAUUCUCAACCCAAUGGAGGAGGGGAACGUACUCAUGGCCUUAUGCAUGGACAUCAACCGCUCAAUGGUGGAGAUGAAAGCCCGCGAACUUUCGAUCUUCAAGCUCCUGGAGAAGGCAGGAGUGUCUACAAACUCAAGCCUGACGGAGAAAUUCCAGGUAUCGCCGUCAAAAGUGUCCUCCGCUAAGCAGAUCCUUGUCGAGUCUACACAAAGACCAGGACUGCACGCCGGGAGAGCGAUACGGGAGGACAAUCAUGUUUCUGCUGAAUACGUUUCAACUCAGUCUGUCGUCCAGACCCCCAGCAGCAAGCAUUUCGAAGGAUCAGAGAGGCGCAAACAGACCCGAUCAACUCAGCCUUCAAGACAAAUAGCCAUGUCUCCCAAUCAAAGUACAACAUCCCGCACGAAGACAAUCAAAAAGUUAGCAGCUGGCGUCGGCGCGUCACCAAGCCGCAAAAACACGAGCUCUCAUCAAGACACUGCAUUGAGCAAAAGUUACUCCAGGAUGAUGGGGUCGCCGCCGAGUGACAACUUCUUCGACGACGUCGAGGACGACGAUUUCGAUUUCGAGUUGGAUGACGAGGAGGAAUUGCUGAAACUAACUGAAGCAAUGGAGCACGGUACAGCCUCGGUACUUACUGAUGUACAACCAGGGCGAAGUGGUCGCGCAGCUCUAUCAGAGGUCAGCGACAACAUCCGGAGACUGUCUCCUGUCAAGAGACCUUCAAAUCAUGCGAGUUCAUCAAAUUCAUCUUUGAUGCAGUUUCCAUGGUCCAAAGAUGUGGGUUCCGCGCUGAAGAAGAAGUUCCACCUACAUGGGUUUCGCCAGAAUCAACUGGAAGCUAUAAAUGCGACACUUGGUGGGAAAGAUGCGUUCGUCCUCAUGCCCACCGGAGGGGGGAAGUCGCUUUGCUAUCAGCUCCCCUCAGUAGUCGAAAGCGGUAAGACACAUGGAGUUACAGUUGUCGUGUCUCCCUUGCUCAGUCUCAUGCAAGAUCAAGUGGACCAUCUGCAGAAGCUACACAUUCAGGCGUUCCUGAUCAAUGGAGAAACAAGCGCGCAACACCGAAAGCAUGUGCUCCAAGCCUUCCAACAUUCUGAACCUCAACGCUUCAUUCAAUUGUUGUACGUGACUCCGGAGAUGCUGAAUAAGAGCGUGGCGAUUGUGGACGGAUUCCUGAAUUUAUAUCAGCGAGGACUUCUAGCCCGAAUCGUGAUUGACGAGGCUCACUGCGUCAGCCAGUGGGGCCACGACUUUCGCCCUGACUACAAGGCACUCGGAGAGAUUCGCAAACAAUUCAAAAAUGUGCCAGUCAUGGCCCUAACGGCUACCGCAACAGAAAACGUCAAGAUGGAUGUUAUCCAGAACCUUGGUAUGGAUAAUGCGGAAGUCUUCAAACAAAGUUUCAACCGUCCAAAUUUGUCCUAUGAGGUUCGACCCAAGGGAACACAAGCACAGGUCCUAGAGGAGAUCGCUCAGCUCAUCGACCAGUCAUACAGUGGGCAGGCGGGAAUCAUCUACUGCCUGUCCAAGAAGAAUUGUGAAACUUUUGCCUCCGCUUUGAGAGAUCAAUUCCAUAUCAAUGCCCGACACUACCAUGCUGGAAUGGCAUCGGCGGAAAGAAUCGACACACAAAAGCGAUGGCAGUCAGGAGAGUUCAAAGUCAUUGUAGCCACCAUUGCCUUUGGUAUGGGCAUCGACAAACCGGACGUUCGUUUUGUCGUCCACCAGACCAUCCCCAAGAGCCUGGAAGGAUACUACCAAGAGACUGGUCGAGCUGGGAGGGAUGGUGCACGAUCCGGCUGUCAUCUUUUCUACAGCUACCGUGACACCAUCACUCUCAAGAAAAUGAUUGAAGACGGCGAAGACGGCAAUUACGAGCAAAAGGAAAGGCAAAAACGCCUACUUCGAAAUGUUAUUCAGUUUUGCGAGAACCGCAGUGACUGCCGUCGAGUCCAGGUCCUCGAGUAUUUCAACGAACACUUUCAGCGUCAAGGCUGCGGGAAAACAUGCGACAAUUGCAACUCUACGGACCGAUUCGAGACCUGCGAUUUCCGGGACCAUGCGAAGAACAUCAUCCAGCUAGUGAGACAAGUCCAGCAGGAAGACGUGACCUUGUUGCAUUGUGUCGAUGUCUACCGCGGGGGAAAGAGCAAAAAGAUCACCGACCUGCGACACGAUCGCCUCAGCCAGUAUGGAUUGGGCGACGCACUGGGAAGGGGAGAUGUUGAGCGUCUCUUCUAUCGCCUCAUGAGUGAAGACGCUCUGGGGUCUAAGCAUGUGAUGAAUAAUGGUGGCUUCCCUACCCAGUAUGUCACCGUGGGCCCAAAAGCCCUCAGGUUCGAACAGUCUCGUGAUCCUUGGGAACUCGACAUCCUCGUGUCCCCUCGAGGGAAAGACAAGGCCAAGAAACCAACCAAGGCGAAGGGCCGAAAGAAUGCCGCCGCCCUCAAGAGUGCACAAGAUGAUUAUCCUGCGUCGACCAACGUAUCCUCACCGGUGCAACCUCGUGCACUGGGGAAGCAACCUCUUCGCAGGCAAGUUCCCGAUUCUUCCGAUGAAGAUGAGGGAGAAGACAGUGAUGGAUUUGCACCUGUUCGAGAAUAUGGAGCUCCGCGUCCGGCUAAGAGAUCUCGCAUCGGUCCAGCGAUUACAAACGAUGAACAGAUUAUGGAUCUGGAUGAGAUCCAUCAAUACAUCCUCGAAGAUUUUGUCGAGAAGGCUCGAUUAGAGCUGGGUAAGAUUCUCAUUGCCAAGAAUCUGAAGCAGAAGCCAGUCUCAGAUAGAGUGCUUCGAGACAUUGCCAUCCAUUUUCCACGUACUGAGGCGGGACUGAAAAAGAUGACUGGAAUGAAUGCAGAAAUGUACAAGAUAUGUGGACCAGCCUUGCUGAGGCUGGUCAAGUCGGCGUAUAAUGAGUAUAAGGCGAUGGUGGAAGUGGAAGCGGACGAUGACCCAAACCAUCGAACCGUGGUAGAGAUCAGCGACGACGAAGUCGACGAGUCCGACUACUUCUCGGAUAGUGACGGGGCUUCUGAAGAUGCCACGGAAAGUAGCCACUAUUUCGGGGUUGGCGAUGACGAUGUCAGCCAAUUCAACGCUAUGAGUCCGUCCCCCCCAUCUGCCACAGCUCAAUUACUGACUCUUUCACAGUGUCUCAAAGGCCCAAUUUCUCUGCUGAGACGGACAAGAAAUCUACGAGCAAGACAAGCAACCGCCCUAGAGGUAGGCCAAGCAGCCAUCGAAGCUCCCGAGGAUCCAAACGCGGAUAUGGAUCUCGUGGGUUUGGGUCCAAAGCCAGGGGCAAAGGCUCCAAUGGAAGUAGUCAACGGAGAAAAGCAUCCUCCAGCAGACCGGCAAGCACAAGCCAUGGAGGGUUGGGAAGGUUUGCCUUUGACAAAGGGAACAAACCCGGUCGAGGUGGUGGUGGCAUUGGGAUGAUGCCUACUUAACGUAUUUGACCCAGAACUGCUGAUGGAUGCUCUAUAAGCAGAUAUUGCAUGAGAUGUUGAGGUUUAUUUGAAGUUGUACCCAGGUAUGUAUGGCUGCAUUCGACAGAGGCCAUACUUCAGUGGGACUACAAACAAGUUUCCCAGUUGGGUCGAAAGACAUACCUUCCUCGAAAUGAAUCCAUUGGAUGCUCCUUCCCUCGAAGCAUAGCAUCCUUCCUCCUUGACUCCUUCCUGAUUCGAUAUCUCAGCUUGAACGUUACCUCACUUCACUUGAUGACACCCAGGACAAUCUCACUUCAUCACCUGCUGCCCUGGACCUCUAGUCCUGGGUACUCUGUUUUCUGACCGACUCCCUCUC